Pneumocystis jirovecii RU7 is the source of this 1746-nucleotide messenger RNA. RefSeq lists its product as uncharacterized. Bases 1 to 1746 code for a protein of 581 amino acids. Lineage: Eukaryota; Fungi; Ascomycota; Pneumocystomycetes; Pneumocystales; Pneumocystaceae. The record is from RefSeq and is a predicted model, not a curated record. Gene Ontology annotation, biological process: chromatin remodeling. Gene Ontology annotation, cellular component: RSC-type complex. The transcript is spliced from 11 exons. Gene Ontology annotation, molecular function: protein binding.
AUGGAAGAAAAACGUAAAUCAGAAGGGUUUUUAGGAGAGAAUGUACAUGAUUUAAGGUUUCGGAAACGUUCAAGGAUGAAUACACGUAGCACAGAAGAUGUGCUUGAGGAUGGUCAAAGACUUGUAAAAGCAGUAUUGGAAGCAAAGGAUGAAACAGGUAGACUUAUAUCAGAAAAUUUUAUACGACUACCCAGCAAGAAACUUUACCCUGAUUAUUAUGAAUUAAUCAAAAAGCCAAUUGCGUUAGAUAUGAUUAAAGAAAAACUUAAAAAAGGAGAUUAUGUAUCUACAGAUGAUAUACGUGAAGACUUUUUGCAAAUGUGUAAUAAUGCAAAACGAUACAAUGUUACAGAAAGCCAAAUUUAUCAAGAUGCGCAACAAAUUGGAAAAAUAAUUAAAUUAUGGGGAGAUGAAAUGCCCUCUUCUAAUAAAAUAGAGGAAACGAAAAGACUCAAAAUAGUUCAUAAAAGUUCUCAAAAGAAUGUGACAGAACUAGCACAAGAAAUAUUAUUAGAGUUAAAAACUAUGAAAGAUUCAUCUGGAAGAGCAUAUUCUGAUAUUUUUCUUGAAAUUCCUAAUAAAAAAGAAUACCCUGAAUAUUAUCAAAUUAUACAAAAACCCAUGUCUUUUAAUAUCGUGGAGAAAAAGAUAAAAAAAGAUCAGUAUUCAAGGUUACUUGAUUUUGAAAAUGACAUAAAGCUUAUUUUUAUGAAUGCAAUGGUUUUUAAUGAAGAUGGGAGUCAAAUUUCAAACGAUGCAAAAACAUUGCUUAAAUUUUUUCAGAAAAAAAUGUCUAAAAAGAAGGAGUCAUUAGACCAAUCUGAAGAUUCGGAACAUUCUCCUUUAAAGCUAAAACUUAAUAUUUCUCAGUCUUCUGCACCUAAAAUACGUCUUUCAAUUGGAUCUAAAUCUUCAACACCAACUGAUACAUCAGAGACACCUAAGUCUAUUAUUCGAUUACCGAUAUCUCCGCAAGCAAAAAAUUCACUUAAAACUGAAGAAAUUGAGUCUGCUACACCUAAAACAAAACCAAUUGCUCCUCCUCAACCUGUACGUUCAGUUCCUUUAGCACCGAUUCCAAAAUUAGCUGCAGCACCUAUUUCUUCAAUACCUCAAUCUCCUGUUCAUCUUUCAAAAUAUGCACAACAAGAAGUUAUAUCGGUAACAUCUCCAUCUUCACGUCCUCCCCGAUCAGCAACUGAUCCAUGUUGGAAAUGGAGUGAUGCAAAAAAUGUUUCAGAUCCAUUAAUUUCACUUAUUACACUUUAUACGCCGCCAUUUCUUGAAAUUUCUUCACCUUACCAGAUCCAACUUCCAUCCUUAUCUUUCCCUUUUAGGGUCUCGACAAUUAUCCUUCCAACAGCUUAUCAUACACUUUUGGUUACACCUACUUUAUCUUCAUCGCUUUUAUCAAAACAAUACCAUUUUGCAUUGGCGAUUAAUGGCUUGAAAAUUGCACCAAAUAUUUCAUCAAAUAUGCUAUUAUCUCGCAGAUCGGAUUCAUUUUUUCCAAAAAAUACUUAUGAAGUUAAACUUGGAAAAGGUGUCAAUGCAAUCGAAUGUGUUCUAACUAUCCCUAGUAAAUCAGGUCCUCGGAAUUCUUCUUCAGUUGAAUUGUCUGAGAAGGAACGUGUCGUCAUUUUUUCUCCUUGGUGUAACGAUAAAAUUUUAUCUCGAAGUUUAAAAGAAAAAAAAACGAAAAAAGUUUUUUCUUCAGCAUUGAUUGUUUUUGCAUGUUUUAUAUGA